This is a messenger RNA of Owenia fusiformis, 4157 nucleotides long. The record is from the annotation of a GenBank genome assembly. Lineage: Eukaryota; Metazoa; Annelida; Polychaeta; Sabellida; Oweniidae.
GUAUUCAUCAAAACGUGGGAUCCUAGUAUCGCAUUUCCAGUGGAGAUUUUGUGUAGUGAAGUUCUAUCGAAAAUUUUAGGGAGUAUUUCUUCAUUUAUGUAGCUGUUACGAGUAAAAGCGGAUACAUAAGACACUCAACUACAGGAACAAUGCUACCAACGUGGAUUAUACGACGAUAAAAGUCACUUUUAGAGGAGAUAUUGAAACUGAGAGUUCAUCGGGGCUUUGACCCCUCGAAACCAAGAUGGCCGCCCGAAAAUGGAUAUUUCUUGCUUUUGUUUUGAUAUCGGGCUGGUCUCUUGAAGGGGUUUCAGGAGAAAAUAUGAAGUGUCCUGAUGUCUGUUCCUGUCUGGGGAACGCUGUGGACUGUAGUAACAAAGGCAAAAAGGAGCUUCAAGCGAUACCAGCCGAUAUACCGAACUGGGCCACAGAUUUAUAUCUACAAGGAAAUGACAUCAGCUUCAUCCCAAGUAAUGCAUUUGUUGGUCUCACCAAACUGGAAACUAUAAAUCUUCAAAAUAACAAGAUCCUUAAUGUCAAUUCUGAAGUUUUCAAGCCUGCCUUCAACCUAAAGGAAAUAAAUUUAUCGGACAAUAAACUGGUUGCCUUCCCUAUGUUUGGACAAAAUGCCGAAAACCUGACAAAACUCUAUUUGAAUCACAACAGUAUUAGCACAAUCCCUCCUGGUGCGCUGGAUGGUUUGAAGAAAUUGCGUGAGCUGCAUGUACAAUAUAACAAUAUCACCAAGUUGUCUGUUGGAAUGUUCCCAGCUGGUCUUCAAAUGCACCAUCUGUCUCUGAGCUAUAACAAGAUCAACAAGACAGAACCACAUGCCUUGGAUAACCUAACCAGUCUACUGUGGCUCAAACUGAACAAGAACAAGAUAUCAAAAUUGCCCGAAGAGUUCUUCAUCAAAUUAACAAAAUUAAAAUAUCUGGAGUUAAACCGCAACAAAUUCAAAGAGCUUGGUGGUCUGACGUUUAAGGGUUUGGAGAAAUUGAAGAGUCUUCGCCUUCGUCGUAACAAGAUCACAAAACUGAACGAUGGCGCUUUUUAUGGUCUGUCAUCCAUUGAGCAACUACAUUUAGACUACAACAGUAUAACAACUAUCUCAGACAAGUGGCUGUAUGGUCUCGAAACACUGACACAUUUUUAUCUGUCUCAUAAUCUGAUCAACAAGACUGAUAGUAAUGCCUGGAACUUCUGCAAGAAACUACACGAACUUGAUCUGAGCCACAACAAACUGACAUCAUUUCAAGAGGGUGCCUUUGAUCACCUGGGAGCCCUGGAGAAUCUCUACCUGAACCAUAACAAGAUUUACUCCAUUGCUGAUGGUGCCUUUAGAGGCCUUACUGCCCUAGAAAUAUUGGAAAUGAAUAGCAAUGAAAUAUCAUGGACAAUAGAGGAUAUGAACGGGGCAUUCUCUGGUCUUAAGAAGCUCAGGCAGCUUGGGUUGGAUAGCAACAAGAUCAAAUCUAUCGCCAAACGUGCAUUCUCUGGCCUUGAGGAGUUGAAACAGCUUCAUCUCUCCGAUAACUCCAUCAGCUCUAUACAGAGUAAUGCAUUUGAUCCAAUGAAGCGUCUCACUGACUUACGUUUAAACUCGACCAAUCUGUUGUGUGACUGUCAGCUCAGUUGGCUCCCUCAGUGGCUAGAUUCCAGUGGCUUCAGGGAAUCUGUGAACGCUCGUUGUGGCCACCCUAACACUCUUAAGGGCAAGAGCAUAUUUGCCGUUGAUGCAACAGAGUUCAAAUGUGACGACUUCCCUAAGCCAAUCAUCAUCGAGGAGCCCACAUCUGGUAUUGCGUUAAAAGGUGGGAAUUUAACCCUAACGUGCAAGGCAGCAUCUAGCGCAGAGACAACCAUCAAGUUCAGCUGGAAGAAAGAUAAUAUUCCAAUUCCCAAUGCCAAUAUUGAGACAUUCGCAACAACAAAUGCACAGGCGUCAACAUCAGCUAAAGAUAUCAUCCACUACACAACUAAACUACACCUUAGUAAAAUCGAAGACAAUGAUUCUGGAAAAUACCAAUGCGUCGUAUCAUCCACUAGCUUUGGGCCAACAUACAGCUCGAAGGCCAAGAUUGCCGUCCAUGUAUUCCCAGUAUUCACCAAGAAGCCUGUUGACGUGACUGUAAAGGCCGGAUCAACAGCACGUUUGGAGUGUGCUGCUAAAGGCUCACCUGGACCUGAGAUAGCCUGGCAGAAAGAUGGAGGUGAUGACUUCCCAGCAGCCCGUGAGCGCAGAAUGCAUGUGAUGCCUGAGGAUGAUGUGUUUUUCAUAGUGGAGGUGAAGAGUAGUGACGAAGGGACUUACUCUUGCACUGCAACCAACGCUGCAGGCAGCAUCAUCGUCAAUGCAACACUCACUGUACUUGAGACCCCAUCAUUCUUCAAACCUAUGCCAUCAGAGAUGCAUUCAAAAGAGGGAGAGACCACAGUCUUGCAGUGUAUGGCAUCAGGGUCACCUAAACCCAUGCUGACCUGGCAGAAAGAUGACAAACCAUUAGAAGUGACGCCCAGACAUUUCUUCACCACCAACAACCAGUUAUUAGUGAUCGUUCAGACCAGCCCUGGGGAUGCAGGGAAAUACACAUGUGAGAUGGCAAACACUCUGGGUACAUCUAGGGAUGAUACCAUCCUGAGGGUACUGCCUACUAAAUCACGGCCACAUGUUAGCGCUGCAGGCCUAGAUGAUGAGUCAACCACAACAGGGAUUAUCAUAAUCGCAGUGGUGUGCUGUGUCGUUGGGACAUCAUUAGUGUGGGUGAUCAUAAUCUACCAGACCCGCAAGAAGCCUGAAGAAUACAGUAGCACACCUACUGAUGAGACCACCCUUCCUGGUGAAAUGACAACUACCACAUAUGGCAAAUCUGGCCGUAUAUCCCCUAGUAUCUUGCCCCAGUCUCACUCAACUUCAUCAUCGCAUAAAAACCUGUCUCGCUCUGGCUCUGGGUCGGCUUCAGGUUCAUCAAUUUCAGGUACAGAAUCUCCAUAUCGCUUCGGCAGUAUCGCCAAGCCCCGCACAGCAGCUAUAUUCCCUAGUGAUGUAGAUGAUGAUGAUCAUCGCCAGUCAAUCCCACUAACCCUAGAUGAGCAGCAAACUGCAAGGGUGUCAGAUGAUAGCAUCACAGCUCUAAAUCAGCGUCUAAUGCCUGGUAACUCGGACACUAUGAGCAGCUUCCAAUCACACAAUAGCGUACAAAGUUGCGGCCCCCAUUUACAGACAUUCCACCCCUAUCCUACCAAUCACGACCGGCUCCCAGAAUCCCCAGGGGAUGGGCCUCCGGCGUAUUUCACCCUGAAGCAAGAACAAGUGCAUUAUAAUGCUCCAUGUAGAAAAAAUACCUCAUUAUCAACAGCACCACAUAGUCAUGUAUAUAUCAACAGUGACAACAGGUCAUCCCACAUAUUGGGCACACCUCAUACACAAAACUCUCAACCUCCCGGCACUGGCGAAGACUGUUAUACAGAUAUAUCCAGUGCCACUUUUCCACGUAAAUCCCCUGAACAAAGUCAGUCCUCCCAUUCAUUACACACACCACAUAGAUCUCAUAAAGCAGCAGAAGAGCCUCAAGCAUCAAGUAACCCCACCUAUCACUCAUCUUUAUCAUCAUUGGCGCGGCGACCAUUAAGGUCAUCAGAGACGCUAUCCUCUCCAAAUUCCCAUAGUAAACCUGAACAUUCACAUUAUCAGAAUGUAGGCAUAUCAUUCACUCAUCAAUCCAGAGACUCGCCAUUCAAUUAUAAUACCCCAGAGCCACCAUCUAUGACCAGUCAUCACGAACAAAGUCGAUGCCAGAACGAACUUUCAAAGUGUGAUGCAUUAUAGAGGGAGCUAGUAGUGACAAAGCUAGCUGGCGCUAGCCAGGCAGAAACUGUUAUGAUUUGUUGCAGUUCGCUUUUUUAAGUUAUGCCAUAUAAUGUGCAAAUUCUAUAUAUUUUAUCAAUGGCAGGGAAUUUAGUUGCUAUGCGACUGGAUAACUAUUGAUUAUGUGCUAAUUACACGGGUCAGGGCACUCCAUGUGCGGAGAGACAAUUAACGAAGUCAUGGAGGUCUCUAUUGGACAUUGAUCAACUUGGAGAACAAUGGAUAAGUGCAAAGAACUUAUGAUUUUUACAUGAAGGAGUGUGGAACAAACUUUUUUUUAUAUUAUAUU